This is a messenger RNA of Bursaphelenchus okinawaensis, 1375 nucleotides long. Lineage: Eukaryota; Metazoa; Nematoda; Chromadorea; Rhabditida; Aphelenchoididae. The record is from the annotation of a GenBank genome assembly.
AUGCAAAUUUCAAAAUUUUUUGCAGUUUUGGCCUUUAUUGGAGUUGUUUAUGGUCAGGCCGGCACUUUGUUACAGUAUAUUCCACCUAAUGUGCAGGGUAAGGGAUUACGGUAGUUUUAAAAGGGUACAAUAGUUAGGGUAAGGCCAGAUAAGGGUAAGGGCAGUAGGGUAUGGUAGGGUAGGGUAGGAUAAGGUAGGGUAGGCUAGGGUAGGGUAAAGUAGAGUACAGCAGGGUAGAAGAAGGCAAGGUAGAGCAUCAAAUACAGUAACCAUUUUAGCCGUCCUUCCAACAAAGCUAGUCCAAAGUCUGAACAUUUUAUCCUGGACUGACUUGUCAAAAGGAGUGUCUAUUAUUGAUUCAAUCCCAAGAUUCACUAGUUUUUCCCAAUUUUUGCAAACUAUUGAUAUCAAUGCUCCUGCUUUGAGUACGGUACUCAACAGUAACGUCAAUGAUCAAUAUACUCAAUAUAUGCAAACUGAAGCUACGUUGAGUCCAAAUGCCAAGGCUUUUGUUGAUAAGGUAAAAUACGAUUUCGUUAACUUUUGUUCCAAACUAUAAAGUCUAAAAAUUUACAAAAUUGUCAUUUUUAAAAACAUUUUUUAAUUAUUUAGCUUUUCUACGUACUUUUGGACCCAUAAUGAUAAAGGUUAAAUUUGUAAGCAUUAAAGACGUGUAAAACGUAUUUUACAAAAAACUUCAAAAAAGGAAAAUUUAGGUAAAACAAAUGGCUAAACAAACGAUUCAACAGGCUAAACAGCUAUACCAAUCUAAGGACAUGACCACACAACAAAACGUACAAUUGACUUUCCCUACCAUGACCAAAGUGGCUUCUAGUAGGUUUUUAAUCUUCUACCCUUUUUUUUUCUUUUUCGUCUGCUUGUUCUUCUAUUUUUUUCUUUAUCUUCUUCUCUUUAUUCUUCUUCUUCUGUUCUAAGUAGAAGUAUGGGGCAGAGCAAAUCAAGACCAGGCAAGCCAAGGCGAGGUAAGGCAGAGAAGAGCAAGAUAGAUCAAUUUUUUUCUUCUUUGUCUUCUCAUUGUUCUUCUUCUUUUUUUCAUUUUCUCCUUUUCUUCUUCUCCUUUCUCUUCUUUUGCUUUUUUUCUAUAUUCUUAUUCUCCUCCUUACUUUCUUCUUAUUCCUUCCCCUAUUCUUCCUUUUUUCUAUUGUUUCUCUUUUGUCUUUCUCUUUUCCUUCUUCUUCUUUUUGUUGUUUUUCUAUUUUGCCUUCUUUUUGUUCUUUGUUUUUCCGUUUUUCUUCUUCUUACUCUUCUUCGGCCCCUUCUCCUUCUUUUUCCUCUUCUUGUCUUCCUCUAAUUCUAUUUUUUAUUCAAAAAUACAAUUUUAGGCGACCAGUUCCAAUCAUUGAUUAUGCCAUGA